Molecule: messenger RNA, 2755 nt
Organism: Tripterygium wilfordii
Lineage: Eukaryota; Viridiplantae; Streptophyta; Magnoliopsida; Celastrales; Celastraceae
Product: phosphoinositide phospholipase C 6-like
Biological process (GO): lipid metabolic process; phosphatidylinositol-mediated signaling
Molecular function (GO): phosphatidylinositol-4,5-bisphosphate phospholipase C activity
Source: RefSeq, a predicted model, not a curated record
GACUUGAUCCUCAAAAUGCAGGAGAAAGUCAGAUUUAGACUCGGCUUAUCGUGUAUUUGUGGAAGAUGUGUCUGAGCUAAUCUAGGAGCGUACAGACUUUAAAUACCGUAUUUUUGUGAAGAAUUUAUCCAAAUUGAUAGUGUGUUCGAAAAUCUAAGGGCACGAGAUAAGGAGCCAUUUGGUCGUUUACUUUCAUGGAGUCCAAGUCCAACGAUGGAGCUUCAAAAUAUGCUAUUUUAUAGGUCUCGUCGAAAACCCCGCUUUCUCUCUCUUUUUUCGUAUUCUCAACAUUUCUCUUCUGCUCUCUCUCUCUAAACCGAAGACGAAGAAUUAGACCUACAUUUUACAGAUACAGCAAUGGGGAGCCACAGGAAGGAGAAGGAAGAUACGGGGAGCUACAACUACAGAAUGUUCAAUUUCUUCAACCGCAAGUACAAGAUCACAGAAUUGACGCCGGCAGCCGAUAUCUUGGAGGCAUUCACCAAGUUCGCCGAUCGCAGCGCCCACAUGUCCUCCGCUCAAUUCCGCCGAUUCCUCGUCCUUCACCAGGGCCACCUCGAUUGCACCCUCCCUGAAGCAGAGCGCAUAAUUGACGAGGUCAUUCGUCGGAGACACCAUCUCACGAGGUCCCCCGACACGGUGGUGGACGGCCUCAGUGUUGACGAUUUCUUCCACUUCCUGUUCUUUGAUGAUCUCAAUGGGCCCAUCAUUCCUCAGGUACAUCAAGAUAUGACUGCUCCAUUAUCACAUUAUUUCAUAUAUACAGGGCACAAUUCCUAUCUGACAGGGAAUCAACUGAGCAGUGACUGUAGUGAGGUCCCAAUUGUAAAGGCUUUGCAAAGAGGCGUGAGGGUUAUUGAACUAGAUUUGUGGCCAAAUUCUGCAAGAGACGAGAUUCUUGUUCUUCAUGGAAGGACCCUCACUACUCCAGUGUCACUCAUCAAGUGUUUAAAGUCUAUAAGAGACUAUGCUUUUGUUACUUCUCCAUACCCAGUUAUUAUAACACUAGAGGACCACCUUACACCAGACCUUCAGGCUAAAGUCGCUGAGGUGACUACUCAAACAUUUGGAAAAAUGCUGUACUAUCCCGAAUCAGGAUGCUUAGUAGAAUUCCCUUCACCAGAAUCAUUAAAACAUCGUAUAAUUAUUUCAACAAAACCACCAAAAGAAUACCUUGAAGCCAAUGGUUUGAAGCAAAAUGAAAAUUUAUCGCCCAAUGGAAGGGUUUCAUCUGAAGAUGAAGGAUCAGGAAAGGAAACACCAGACCAUACUGCUGCUGAACAGGAAGAUGACAGGAGUGACAGUGAUCAAGAUGAUGAAGAUCUCGGUGAUUCUGAUCGUAGAUUUGGCCAACAUCGCUCACCUGAAUACAAGCGUUUGAUAACAAUCCACGCUGGGAAGCCAAAGGGUGCCCUGAAGGAUGCGUUGAAGGUUACAGCUCAUAAAGUGAGACGACUUAGUUUGAGUGAGCAGGCACUUGAGAAGGCGGCCACAACACAUGGAACUGAUGUUGUGAGGUUUACACAGAAGAAUAUUUUGAGAGUAUACCCAAAGGGAACACGAAUCACCUCCUCCAAUUAUGAGCCCAUUGUUGGGUGGAUGCACGGAGCUCAGAUGAUUGCGUUUAAUAUGCAGGGAUAUGGCAAAUCCUUGUGGUUGAUGCAUGGGAUGUUUAGGGCCAAUGGUGGUUGUGGUUAUGUGAAGAAACCUGAAUUUUUGAUGGAGAAAGGUCCACAUAAUGAGGUAUUCGAUCCUAAGGCAACAUUGCUAGCGAAGACGACGCUAAAGAUCAAAGUAUACAUGGGGGAUGGAUGGAGGUUGGAUUUUAGCCACACACACUUUGACUCGUAUUCACCUCCAGACUUCUACACAAAGCUUUAUAUUGUUGGAGUGCCAGCAGAUAAUGCCAAGAAGAAAACAAAGAUAAUUGAGGAUGACUGGGCUCCUGUUUGGGAUCAAGAAUUUACAUUCCCCUUGACUGUUCCAGAGCUGGCUUUGCUUCGGAUUGAAGUGAGAGAAUAUGAUAUGUCUGAGAAGGAUGACUUUGGUGGGCAAACAUGUUUGCCUGUCUCGGAGCUAAGACCAGGGAUUCGAGCAGUUCCACUUCAUGAUAAGAAGGGAGAGAAACUCAAGAAUGCUAGGCUUCUGAUGCGGUUCGAGUUUUCUGUAUGAAUGGUAGGGGCAUGAAUAUGAUCAAUCAUCGAAAGAUAUUGUGCUCCUCCUGUUCUCAUAAGGUCCAUACACAGUUGCUGUUACUUGGUCAGCCCUAGAUUAGAUAUACACAGCAAUGAUCAUUUCAAUCAGAGGAAAGUGAAGUUGAAUGCUAAUGCUUUGCUUGAAACGUUCCUUUCUUCUGGAGAUUAAAAUCUCUUUGCAAUGAUGGGAAGGUCUUGUGCCUUGUACCCUUUUGUGAAUAUUUACAUAAUAGGCAUAUUGGUCACCUAGUUGUGAUAACUUUUGAUAACAUAUAAUUAGCCCAGGAGCCACCUCGACCAGAUGGGUUGCCAGGGUUGGUAUGGUUGCAUUCUCAUUUCAGUUUUAGAUCAAAACUUGUAUUUGAGUCGCAACGCUUUAGGUGCCGGUGGUGUAUUUUGACUUGCUUUUUUGUGUUGAAUGCGUGUAUGUGUACAGAGUACUACACAAACACAUUUCUCAUUUUCAUUUUUUUUUUUUGCAUAAAAGUCCAGAAUGGUAAAUGCUAAAGUAGCCGUUGCUAAUGUUGGUUGGAAUUCGCACCAAAAUCUAUGACGAAAAA